AUGGCCUCGGCAGCAGUCAUGGCGUCUUCCUCGGCGCUCCCUGCCGCUCGACCCCCGCCUCCUGACAUGGACCUGGACGACAAUCUCCCCGACAACGCCUUCACGUCGAUCGACGAGCGAGCCAUCGAGAUACGCGAUUCGUCCGAUCCCAUGUCGAUGCUCAGCUUCUACCGUCGACUAUUUCCUUGGAAACAGCUUUUCGCCUGGCUCAACCACGAUCUCCCCCACAUGUCGGCCACCAAAUGCUUCACCCAUCGCGAGUUCGCCUUUACACUCCAAAAUGAAGCUUACCUCCGUUACAACUCUUUCGCAUCAGCCGACGAGCUCAAGAAGGAAGUCUGUCGUCUAAACCCAGCCCGUUUCGAAAUCGGACCUGUCUACACUGCCAAGCCCAAAGACAGGAAAACCGUCCAGAAAGCUUCUUUCAAGCCAGUCCAACGGGAGCUUGUGUUCGAUAUCGAUAUGACCGAUUACGAUGAAGUGCGAACGUGUUGUUCGGGCAAAGGUAUCUGCAAAAGAUGCUGGGCGUUCAUUGCUGUCGCGGUGCAGGUGCUGGAUGAGGCACUGAGGGAAGAUUUCGGGUUCAAGCAUCUGCUCUGGGUGUACUCGGGUCGUCGUGGUAUCCAUUGCUGGAUCUCGGAUAAAGAAGCGUUUGAACUGGCGGAUGAUGCGAGGAAGGCUAUCGUGGGCUGGCUCGAGGUGAUCAAGGGAGGCGCUAACCAAGUCAAGAAAGUCGAUGCUGGUUGGAUGGGUAGUGCUGGUGGAAGGAGUUUGCAUCCGAGCUUGCGACGUGCUAUUGAUGGAGAGGGAAGCGAGAGUGGUCCGUUGAAGCUUGCUUUCGUCGACACUGUGCUCAAGGACCAGGACUGCUUCCGCUCGCCAGAACAGUGGGGUGUUCUACUCCAGCUGCUGCCCUCACCCGAAGCCGAAGCAAUCGAGAAGCUCCGCUCGAAAUGGGAAAGGUCAUCCAACCGAUCGAGUCUCGAAAAGUGGCAAGAUGUUAUGGAAGCCGCCCAACGAGCCGGCGAAUACAAGAGCGAACGCAUCUGGCGUCCUUGUCUCGAAGACAUCAUCCUCCAAUACACCUACCCUCGCAUCGACGCCGAAGUCUCGAAACAUCUCAACCACUUGCUCAAGUCGCCUUUCGUCGUUCACCCAGCCACAGGUCGAGUCUGUGUACCUCUCGAGCCAAGCAAAGUGUUCGACUUUGACCCCGAGAACGGCUGUCCUACCGUCGCACAGCUGCUUCGCGAGCUCAACGCGUACGAGGCAUCGCACAAGGAUGCAUUACCAGCAGUCAAGAGCAACUAUAAGAACGAGCUAGGAGCCGCAGCUGAUGGGUUGGGAGCAACAGUGAAGCAAGAUUGGGAAAAGACAAGCUUGAAGCCCUUUGUUCAACUGUUCGAGAAGCAUUGCAAUGCGAUUGCUAAGGAGACAAGGGCGUUGAGGAGAGCUCAGCAGGAACAGAACGCUACCGACUUCUGA
Ustilago hordei is the source of this 1485-nucleotide messenger RNA. RefSeq lists its product as uncharacterized. The record is from RefSeq and is a predicted model, not a curated record. Gene Ontology annotation, cellular component: alpha DNA polymerase:primase complex. Gene Ontology annotation, biological process: DNA replication, synthesis of primer. NCBI's taxonomy places the organism in Eukaryota, Fungi, Basidiomycota, Ustilaginomycetes, Ustilaginales, Ustilaginaceae. The transcript has a single exon. Bases 1 to 1485 code for a protein of 494 amino acids.